Messenger RNA from Aspergillus affinis, 1269 nucleotides. RefSeq lists its product as uncharacterized. The record is from RefSeq and is a predicted model, not a curated record. NCBI's taxonomy places the organism in Eukaryota, Fungi, Ascomycota, Eurotiomycetes, Eurotiales, Aspergillaceae. Gene Ontology annotation, molecular function: ubiquitin protein ligase activity. The transcript has a single exon. Bases 1 to 1269 code for a protein of 422 amino acids.
AUGCUCUCCUACUACUACUACCACCACCACCACCACAACCACCAUCACUAUCACCAUCACCACCAUGACCCCAUCGAAUAUUCUUCCCCAUCCAUACCCCCUCUCCCCGCGAUCAUCAACCUCGAACCGGAUAGAGAUGUACUCUGCGCCGGCAUUGCUCCCUCAAAGGGCCGACGCUGUCACAACCGCACAAACGCCCCAAAUCGCAGCACCGCUAUGUCGCUUCUGUACGAAGGCACCAAGGACCUCCGAGCCGGUCGCCCCAUCGACACCCUCCUGACAGAGCUCGGCCCGCUGGUCCUGUGCUGGCGUCAUAAGGACCAAGCUUCGGGACUCACGAGGAAUUGGAUGGGACAAGUUCGCGCGUAUCUGGACGAGCGGGUUGCGGCUUCUACACCUUACAGAGUCUCCACUCCUUCCGUUCUGUCAAGGAGGGAUGUGGCACCAGCGAGGCAGGUGAGGUCAGCAGCACCAGUGAGGUCAACAAGGCCUGAGCCCCCAAGAGCUGCCCCGGAGUUCGCUGGGGUUGGCAUGAGGCUUAACGACCUGGUCGCCCAGACCCGGCGCAUCGAGGAGGAUUUUAUGCACCUAUCAAUCAUCCCUGCGCGCUCGUCUCCUAGUCAGCGCGAGGAUAGAAGGUCCAGCACAAGCGCAGUCGCCAGACCCAGUAGCGCGAGAAGCAGCACAUCGAGAAACACUCGUACUCCUCCCGAAGAGCGCGUUGAUGUCACAGCGAGAAGACACUCCACCGAAUUUGCCAAUCCGCCAACAAUCGCAAGCACUGUACCUCGAUCAACCCAGGCACAGACUCCUGUUCGUCAAUCAAGGGCACCAGCUUCUUCUGUUUCAAGCCAGAGUCAGAGCCAGACCCCGGACUCAAGACCAGCGACCACGGACACUGUGGUUCGCGGCUCCAGCAGCGCCAGGGAUCAGGACCGUCGGGAUGCCAUUUCGCAGGUCAGACGUCGCGAGGUGGAAGGAGAGUGUGGGAUCUGUUUGUGCAGAUUGCGUGUUGCACAUCAUGAUGAGGAAGCGGAUGAGGAUGAGGAGAGCGAGCAUAGUGGCGAAGAAGAUCACGAGGAUGAUAAUGAUGAUCAAGACGACGACGACGACGACGACGACGAUGAUGAUGAUGAACAUCAAGAUGAUGAACUGGUUUGGUGCAGGGCUCGCUGUGGAGUCAACUUCCACAAACCAUGCAUCGAUCAAUGGCUGGCAGUUGCUGGCGCUCCCACGUGCCCAGCGUGCAGAAGUAUUUGGAGACGCUGA